Molecule: messenger RNA, 693 nt
Organism: Schizophyllum commune H4-8
Lineage: Eukaryota; Fungi; Basidiomycota; Agaricomycetes; Agaricales; Schizophyllaceae
Exons: 3
Coding region: 297-650 (117 amino acids)
Source: RefSeq, a predicted model, not a curated record
UGCUUCGAACCUCCUAGGUGACCGCUGACCUCUGAUGUUCUUCCCAGAUGCACUUGGGUUAUCACGAGCUUCGCAAGAUGCUGCAAACGUUCAAGGAGGAACGCGAGAAGCGCAAGGUGAGCGCACCGCCAGCAGCAACGCCCGGGGGCGGGCCUCCGCGAGGAGGCGACCGGGACUACCGCCGGGACGAGUAUCGUGACCGGGAUCGCGGCUACGACCGUCAUUCAUCUCGGUAUGACAGUGAUAGGCGACGCGAUCGCGAGCGGUCCAGGAGUCCGCGGAGGCGGUACUAAGAUAUGCAGCAGCAGGCAGCUGUACAUAUGGUUUCUCUGUGCCUUGUAGCUAUAAUAUUCGUCGUAGUGUAUAAUGUUCAAUCGUCCCGCGUCAGCAGACGGAGGCUGGGCAGGGUUUACCUGAACCUAAGCGUAAGGAGUGAUAGGGUUCCGAGCGAAGGUGCUCCGCCGUGCUCUAAAAGGACUUGUAGGCCGGCGACUGGGCGGAGGACCGUCCUAAUCGGGGAUGAUGGUCGGUGGGAAGCAUCGAUCGGACCGGUUACGGUGGAGGCCGCCUGCGGGCUUCAUGUGUGCUGCGCUUCACGCGCGUGGCCGAGACGGAGGAGAUGCGCUGGGUUUGAAUCGCGUUGGGAGUGAGGCGGUAACGUUGCGUUCUGCGUUUGAAUGAAAAUGGAAGGCG